Molecule: messenger RNA, 1253 nt
Organism: Fusarium oxysporum Fo47
Lineage: Eukaryota; Fungi; Ascomycota; Sordariomycetes; Hypocreales; Nectriaceae
Exons: 2
Coding region: 126-1049 (307 amino acids)
Cellular component (GO): mitochondrion
Source: RefSeq, a predicted model, not a curated record
GUUUGCCGAAGCCAGCUCAAGCUCGAUAAUGACUCUGCGCCGCGGGUAACCACCGGGUGUCCCUAUAAACCACUUCCACGUCUCGAUUCUCUCGGUCCAGCAAACUCGUAACAAAAGGUUCGCCAAUGUCUUCCUCGGCAAUGGCGCUACGCCCGGCCGCUCUGCGCCAGAGCGUUCUCGGAGCGGCGAGGGUACAAUGUCGACACAUGUCGAUGCCCUCCAAGGGAAAGAUUCUGCGAGAGAUGCAGAAGGCGGCUUAUAAGGAUACCAAGAAGACGGAUACUCAAUCGAUGUCGGCGAUUCAGAAGAAGGCCAACGAUGAGUACUUUAAGGGUGGAGGUGGCCCUCUAUUUCCUGGCACAUUCGUCUCUCUCCCAUUCUCACGAUACCCCUCCGGCGCCUCCAAUCUCUUUAACUACUCAUGGUACCGACUCCGACAAUUUGGAUUCGAAUACUUCUCCCUCCUCCAGAUGAAACUCAAGUCUAUGCCUGACUGGACAACACGGCCAAAGUGGAAGAUCGCCCGAAGCAAGAUUGCACCCACAGCGAAGAAUAUGUACAUUGAGAUGCUCGGGGCUUUUGCUGCUGGUGACAAGGCCGCUGUCAACGAGUUAUGUCUGGGUCAAUUCGGAAAGAAGCUCAUCGCCGCUAUCGAUCGUCGAAAUCCCGCUGAACGUGUUACAUUUGAGCUUGUCAAGCUCAAUUCGACAUGGGCGUACCCUCGUGUGAUGGCACACCAGGUCCACAACGUAAACCCUCACGAUAAGGAACACAGCACAGAGCAGGCCGUUGUUGCGAUUGCCUCAACACAAAAGGUAGCGAAAUACAAGAAGGCCACCGGCGAGCUCAUCCCCGGAAGCACAAAGGUGCAGGACAAGAUGGAAUACGUGGUAGUCUCACGACAGAUCAGCGAGAAGACAUUCCAGGCUGGGCCAUGGCGUAUAUGGGGAACCAUUUCUCCAACAACACUAGAGGCGUUCCAGGAGGAGCAGGAUUGGAUCACCAGGGAGCAGGCCAAGCGAGCUGGAUGGGAAGGGCCUCUGAAAUAAAAUAAAAAAAAGGUGCAAAAUUGUAUAAAUGCGCUGUAAUGCUCAUGAUGUUAGUGAGCGGAGGAGGGAACAUGUAAAAUGAGAGUGUAUAUUGUACGAUGGGCAUGUUUUGUACUAUAUUUUAGAAUACCUUUGCAUUGAGACCGGCGAACGGACGGCUAUCAAGUUCUUCUCCAAUUCAGUUCAAGGGAUCAAUUGUUGAUA